AUGAGGAGAGCAGUGUAUGUGGUGAGUUGGUGGUGUCUGCAAGUCGUCGGGGGCUUAUUCUUCACUCCGGUCGUGGAAGUAAGCCAGGGGAAGUUACGGGGGCUGAGGAGCUUCUCCGGACAAUACCGGUAUUACGGGAUACCAUACGCCAUCAGCGAGAGAUUCCAACCACCUCAAUCACCUCGAAAAUGGAGUGGCAUCUUCCAUGCAGUGGCCCGGUUUGACUCCUGCGCGCAAACCUUCGCCGUGUUUGGGGUUGGGAGGGAGGAAUGCCAGUUCCUCGACGUGUACACCCCGGGCCAGGCGACGCCAGGACGCGCCCUGCCCGUGCUCGUGUUCCUGCACGGAGGAGCGUACUACAUGGGCAGCAAGUGGCACUACGACCCGGAGUAUCUAGUCGACAAGGACGUCAUCGUCGUAACAGUGAACUAUAGAUUGGGGGUACUUGGCUUCCUGUGCCUCAAUAACGUCGCCAACCUAGGACUUAAAGACCAACUAGCGGCUUUGAAGUGGAUACGAAAAAACAUAUCAGUUUUCGGUGGCGAUCCAGAUAACGUAACUAUAUCGGGGCACAGCGCGGGGUCCACCUCCGCAGCGAUGCACUUGCUGUCGAAGCGGAGCAAGGGGCUGUUCCACAAAGCGAUCCUGAUGAGUGGAGUAGCUCUAGCACCCUGGUCGUUUAAUCCUGAACCACUUACUCCAGCGUUUGAAGAUGCUGCAAAAAUGGGAAAAGUGAGAAAUGAACGCGACGUUUAUAAUACUUUUCUAAAAUCAUCGCUAUCUGAUGUACUGCAGGCGACUCAAGGAACUUCCAUCGACCCUCGGUACUUCAAGUACGCGCCAUGUGUUGACACCAACUUCACCGACGCUUUCUUCCAAGACACGCCAUACAACAUCAUAAGUUCUGGGGAAUUCAACAAAGUCCCCGUCAUCAUCGGCGUCACAGACUCGGAGGGCGUCUUGUUUUACGGGUUCCAUAACCAAAGAACAUUAGAGUAUUUAGACAAUAACUUCAUAGACAGGCUGCCGUCGGUAUUUUCUUGGUGCUCCGACGAAGAUAAAAGAAAAAUAGCGAAGGAAAUUCGUUCGCAUUAUUUUGGGAAACAAAGGAUCAAUAGCAAAGAAGCUAUCAAAGGCACUGUGGACUAUUACUCGGAUUGGAUUACGAACGCGGCCGUACACGCGUUCUCCAAACUGGUAGCGGAGCAUUCAGACAAGCCCGUGUUCAACUAUAUGUUCUCGUACCGGGGCGGCCGCAACUUCGGCAGCGUGGUGUAUGGCCGCGGUCUGCGCCAGGGAGGGGCGACACACAGUGAUGACAUCUUCUACAUAUUCAAGCCUGCAGGCUUCCCUCUACGGAUCCGGCAGUCCGACAUGCUCAUCAUCGACAGACAAACCACAAUGCUGACCAACUUUAUGAAGUUUGGGGAUCCAACCCCGCAUACGAGCGCUUUGCUGCCAGUCCGCUGGCCCCGGAGUACGGUGAACCGGUCGCGAGUGAUGCACAUGGACCGGCAGCUGUACGUGAGCGACGCAGCCGAGAGCUCCCAGGGUCUGUUCCUGCUGCACAUGCUGUGCCAGUACGGACUGCAAGGGUACGUGCCCUGCGAGAGUGCCAUGAAAUGUAAAUCCCGUCACAAAGUUAAUAAAGGACAGUAA
Messenger RNA from Spodoptera exigua (beet armyworm), 1659 nucleotides. The record is from the annotation of a GenBank genome assembly. Lineage: Eukaryota; Metazoa; Arthropoda; Insecta; Lepidoptera; Noctuidae.